GUAGUAUAGGAGGGGGAUUCCGCUGGACGCUGCCCCCUCGCCGAGAUCGGAGCACCGGCUUGAGUACAUAUCUAGCAAGGGACGUCGAAGUGAGCAUGCGCCUGUGAUAGUCUCUAUUUCCUUUUUGAUUCAUAAUUCCGCACACAUAGAACUGUGCAGAGGAGUACAAUGGCCGACAACGUUAAGAAAGACCAUUGGUCUUCAUCGGCUUAUCAACACUCAGCCUCUUUCGUGCCCAAGUUGGCAACAAAAGUAGUCCAAUGGCUUGAUCUAAAAAAGGACGAUGUCCUUCUUGACGUGGGCUGCGGCGACGGCGUCCUUGACGUGGAAUUCGCCAAGAUCCUCGCCCAGGGCAGUGGAUCUCUCCUUGGAACUGAUGCCUCUUCGUCCAUGAUCAACGCGGCAAGGCAAGCUUGCAAAGAUGCCCCCAAUGCAACCUUUCAAGUGAUUGACUCCACGACCCCGAAUGCCUACCAGCGGGAGACCUACACCAAGGUCUUCUCCAAUGCGGCCCUCCACUGGAUCCUGAGUGCUCCAAGCACGCGCGUGUCAACCUUCCAGUCCAUGUACGACGCUCUGCAGGCCGGUGGCUCGCUGAUCCUGGAGAUGGGUGGCCAAGGUAACGUAUGCGAGAUGCGCACAGCCAUUGUAUCCGCGCUUGCUCGACGCAUGCCCAUGGAGAAGAUUAUCGCCGCAGAGCCUUGGUUCUUUCCCAACGAGGCCUGGUUGCAGCGCACGCUUGAGAGCGUCGGGUUCGUGGUAGAGAGGUGUGAGCGCGAGUGGAGACCCACGACCACCGACCGAGGCGGUGUCGAAGGUUGGGUGAGGCUGAUGGGCGGGCAGUGGCUGGAUGUGCUAGAGGAUGAGCAGCAGAGGGAAGAAGUCAUCAAGGAAUGUGCACAGGUUCUGCGACACGUUUGUGGUGGAGAGGGUGGUGACGGAAAGGAGAUGAUCAGCUAUGUCAGGCUGCGUGCGGUGGCCAAGAAGCCGGCCACGUGAGAAUUCC
Messenger RNA from Emericellopsis atlantica, 1006 nucleotides. Its product is annotated as methyltransferase. Lineage: Eukaryota; Fungi; Ascomycota; Sordariomycetes; Hypocreales; Bionectriaceae. The coding region runs from base 169 to 999 and encodes 276 amino acids. The record is from RefSeq and is a predicted model, not a curated record. The transcript is spliced from 4 exons.